Molecule: messenger RNA, 6102 nt
Organism: Notodromas monacha
Lineage: Eukaryota; Metazoa; Arthropoda; Ostracoda; Podocopida; Cyprididae
Source: the annotation of a GenBank genome assembly
AUGACCAGUAAAGAAAUGCGUUUUAUAGAGAAAAUCGUUGUAGACAGAGUUUACCUAAGGGCCGCGAGAUCCCCCCCUCGUGAUUGCCGCUACUUCACUGCGCUGGAUGCGCGACCCGACCCGAAAAGUGGCCCUGGUCCACUUGAUUCUCACUGCACUCCGUGUCGCGUUCGGGCGAUGAAAGCCGCCGCCGGUGAGGAAGCCCGGAAAAGGAAGAUGCUACCGUCGGCGGACAUCCGGUCCUUGCUGACCAAGGUGCGAGAAAUGGAGCAUCGUCUGGGCCCGCCGUCAUCCGGGUCGACGUUCGGCCGGCACUCUUGGAUGGCCGGCGAGCGGACUGAUGCCAGGAUCGUUUCCAAUCACGGCUACGAACCGACAGCCGGCAAGCUGGAAUCCUGCGCCCCGCUUUCCAGAGAGCCGGACGUCGAUAAGGAUAAGAUCAUCAGCAAAUUGCAAUCGCAGGUCGAAGAGCAGGUGCGAGAAAUGGAGCAUCGUCUGGGCCCGCCGUCAUCCGGGUCGACGUUCGGCCGGCACUCUUGGAUGGCCGGCGAGCGGACUGAUGCCAGGAUCGUUCGGUUAGUGCCGAUGCUUGGCUGUCGGCCGUUCGACCUUAGGACGCGGGGCGAAAGUGGGUCAGACAAUUCUGUGGACCAGCUUAUGUUGCCUACAGUAGAAACCCUCAAGCAAACUUCCUCUCAUCAAUGCCCCCAACGGCUCCUGAGACUACAAGACGCGAAGCAGGUAGAGGCCAAGGCUGCUCGUAUCAAGGAAUGGGUUACCAACAAGCUCAAAGACCUCGAAGAGCAGAAUGCGCAGCUCCGAUUGCAGAAUGAGAAAUGUAACGAGCAGCUGUCGAUGUUGCGGGGGAAGUUGUGCAAUUUUUCUACGAUGCAAUCGCAGGCCAGUCAAGGAAUCCGGGAACGGGUAUCCACGGAGGAUUCCUCUCGCGGGAGUUACGAAGGCAGUCGACCAGAAAGCGAUGAAAGCGGAGCCGUGUGCGUUCUUUCCAAACAUCCUCAACCCGAGCCGAAAUCUACGGCAGGUCCAGUUUACGCUGAGGUGGAUUAUCAAAAGAAGAGCGGAGCCGCUGGACAACGACGUGCUGGCCCACCGAAAGUACUUCUCGAGCGGAAGAAGUUCACGGAUGGCGGAACAGUCAAGUUGAAUGCGCAACGGGGGUCGUCGACGGGGUCUUCUCCGAGCGACGAUCUGGCCGACAAGAGCCGGGGAAGUUCGGAAAGCUUUAGUUUGUCCAAUGCCGGUGAAAACAAGUCUGGGGAAUCGAAGGUGGACUCGAAUUCCCUGGAUAUUGAAACCCCGACGAGCCUGAGUCCCAGAAGUCCGCAUUACUCUGCUCCGAACGCUGUACCGUAUCCGUCGAUUUCUUCCGACACUGAAGACCUCGUUGCUCAAGGGUUGCAGCAGUGCGAAGAGGCCCUGAGGAGUUUGUCGAACGGAACGCUUGGAGAGUCGUUGUAUCAUGUUCCUCCGCUCGACAGAGAUUCCAUUGCGUCCACGUCUGCCGCCCGGAAACCCCCAGCUACACCUACCCCGCCUGUACCGAAGCCUCGUGUUCGCCCAGCGGACGAAUGGCACGAUUACGCGGAGAUCUACACGCCGAGUGGAGAAAAAGUUCCUCCGUGGAUGGCCAAGACGAAUGGGGAUAUAUCCGGAAAACCGCCGACCCCGCCGCUGCAUCGGUGUCCUUCGUGGGAAUCGCGGAUUUAUCGUGUGGCGACGUCGAAUGAGGGAUUCACGCUUACUGGCGAUGGCACGACGCCAUCGCCGACGCCGUCGCGAUCACCGUCCGUUCCGGUGCCGCCUACGUUGGGCGUGGCGGCACCGAUUAGUGUUCGGCUGUCUUGCGACGUGCCGCCGACGCCGAGCAAGACUAAACCCAACUUGGCACUCGGGCGUCGAGACGAUGGCUACUGUCCGCUGCAAAUUCCCGUAUUUGCGACCGUCAAAGGACGAGCUUCCCAAAUCCGAACGAUGCCUUUCAGCGGCGACGAUUCGGAGUCGGAUUCAUCUGAAGACGGUGACGACGAUGGGUCAGCCUACGCCGGUGGAUCCGAAAAACUGGGUGUGCCUUCGUUGACUGGCUCUGCGGGUUCCGGGUCUGGAUCUGGUUCCGGUUCCCUGACGGGCUCGUCUUUCUCUCCGUCGAAGCCGCCCUCUUCUAUUCAGCAGCGCGCAUCACCCGUUUCCUUCUCCCCGUCGCACGCGGGUACUUCCCGGCUUAAUAGACGAGAGAAUUCGGUUGAGUCAGGCCUUUCUGAUGACUAUGCCCUUCCUCCGGAUGCGUAUUUCGACUCUGGUCCAUUGUCCGUGGAAAGCGCUCGUCGGAAUUCCGCGGUUGAAAUGACCCCGCGGAAAACAAGCCAGUAUGCUGGCAUAAUGGAGAAAGCCGGUCCUCUGACUAAACUCUCUGGAAAGCUGAGAACGUGGAACAAGCGCUGGUUCGUCCUGAAAAAGGAAGGCGUGCUUUCCUACUGGAAGUCCCAGGUGAGUUACGAACCCCCGGAAGACGAAGCUUUCCGAGAGAGAAACUCUGAUAACGUUUCUGUUAUGCUUCCCCAGAGUGACUUGAAUAAGAAGCCUCAGGGAGUGAUAGUGCUGGAUGAGAACUGCCGCACACCUUUGGGGCAUUUUAAUUUGCGGGAAGCUCGGAUUCAGGAUAUAGAUCAAACAUCUGAUUCGUCAGAGGAGAACGAAGGGCCAGAGAUGGACGGAGACAACGGGAAACUGACGAUUUCUGUGUCGCCGCCUCACCAGGGUACAACGUAUCUUCUGUUUCCGACUAAAGCCGAAAAGGAUCAAUGGCUGUAUCACAUGACCGUUCUCAGCGGAACAUCGGGCGUCGCUGGAACUCAGUUCGAACAGCUCGUGCAGAAACUCAUGGAUGUCGAUGGUGAUCUCAAUGAUUCCCUUUGGAGACACCCGAUGCUUCUGUACAGUAAGGAACCCAUCACGUCCCCGUUGACGACUCUGUCGACCGAAAUGUUGCAGAAUGAAGCUGUUAAAUUAUUCAAGUCAUGCCAGUUGUUCAUGUCGGUGCCGGUUGAUAGUGCUGGCAUUGACUAUCACGUCGUAUUGGCGCAGAACGCCCUACAGCUAUGUCUGGAUUAUCCAGAACUGCAGAAUGAGUUCAUAUGUGGAUUGGCAAAGCAAACAGCUCGACACCACACGCCGAAAUUCUCCGCGACGCUGGCGACGAGUCAAGUAAACAAGACUUUGAGCAAAUUCAAGAACUCUCGGGAUUCCAAUGCUAGUCUGUCCUAUGCGACAGUUGAUAGCAAGGCGAACCCUCCGUCAUUCGUGUAUAUUCAAGGCUGGCAGCUUUUCUCCCUUGCCGUGUCAUUAUUUCUGCCGAAGAAUAGCAAACUGUUGUGGUACUUGAAGUCGCAUCUAAGUCGAAACGCCGAGAACAAGAGUGAAAUCGGGAAAUACGCUUGCUAUUGUCAACGAGCGCUGGAAAGAACUGCGGCGAACGGACCUCGUGAAAGCAAGCCUUCGAGAAUGGAGACGCUCUCUAUUCUGCUCAAAAACCCGUACCACCAUUCGUUGCCCCACUCCAUUCCUGUUCACUUAGCUAACGGAUCCUAUCAGGUUGUUGGAUUCGACGGAUCGACGACAGUCGAAGAGUUUCUCAUCAGGCUUUGUGCCGAAAUCGGCAUCCGAGACCCGAUACAUUCCGGAUUUGCUUUAUAUUCAGACGAUCCGUUGGAAAAGGAUCUUCAGCAUCACCUCCUCGCCUCUGCAAAGAUCUGUGAUCUAAUUUCACGCUGGGAAACCUGCUUGAGGGAGAAGGGUUCCGGAAAAUUCGAAACCACCCGAGCCAUUAGAUUGCACCUCAAGCACAGACUCACCUGGGCAUCAGAAACAAAAACCGAGACGGAGCGGGAGCGACUCUUGAUAUGCUAUCAAGUCAACGAGCAAAUCAAGCACGGACUGUUCCCGGUAUCCAAAAACUUGGCACUGGAGUUAACCGCUCUUCUGGCUCAGAUGGAGUGCGGUGAUUGCGACGGCGAAAGAAAUCGUGGGAGCGGGCUCGCGCCGAAUAAGGUGUUGGAGAAGUUUUUCCCGAUACGAUACCGUGAGGGAUUAUCUGUCGAGCAAAUCAAAUUACUUUUUGAGGACGUGAUCAAACGAUGGAGAGGCUUGCGAGGUCACGGGUCAAUCGAAUGCAUGCGGGCGUAUCUCAACUGUGUGCGGAAAUGGCCGUUCUUCGGUCAUGGGAUUUUCUUGGCAGAGGUGAAGGGAUACGAACAGAUGGCUCUGUGGAUUGCAGUGGGCGAGACUGGAAUUUUCCUGUUGGAUUUCGUCACUCUGAAACUCAUGGUGUCCUAUGAAUUCUCAAACGUGGUCACUUUCGGUGGCUGUGAAGACGAUUUUAUGCUAGUCGUCGAAUCUGAAUCGUUUCAUCAGAUCGCUGUCGAUGGCUCCAUGCAAACCCGGAAGCUCUUAUUCAGCAUGUCUAAGCCAAAGAUUCUGGAACUGACGCUGUUGAUAGCAGAUUACAUGAACGCCGGUGGUCAUGUUUCUUCAUCUUCCAAUACCGGUACUCUAACCCGACACGGGUCUGGACGCAUGUCCCGACGCAGUGCUGUUCCUCCGACUCCGAAGCAUUGCUCACAGAUCAGUGGAGUGUCCAUUGAUCACGACGCUGGGAUGAAAGCAGCUGCCAACCGCAUAUAAAGGCACUCGUCAAGUGGCCCUCCACCGAAGUGCAUUCGCCCUUACGUUUGCUGUUUUUUUGAUCUUAGUACGUCGCUCUGUGGCUCAUUGCGCGGCACUAUUCACGUUGCCGUGUCGUGCCUUGCGAUGAGGCAAUCUGGAUGCUUAUUCUGGUGGCCGAAUGCGUGACAAGGAAACGGCGAAGUGAUCACCGUCAAAGCUGUGAUACGUGUAUUGAUGAAAUGUUAGAUGCUCUUCCUUAUCUUUGCUCUCCGAUGCGGUGGUCUGUCUUUGAGACACGCGGAACAGUAUCUGUUUGGUGACUCAGUGAGACGGAAGGUGGACACGGUGAAGCCAGUGUGGCUAAAUCGAGUGCCGGCCCGUUUCGAUGCCUUGUGCUACUAGCUCUGGACUGUGUUGUCUCGAUUGUAGGAGGUGAAAGGCACGGAUUCAGUAAGUGGUGCCAAUCGGCUAACGUUUCAGCUCAGGAUGAAAAUGGUCAAAUUCUUCUACACGUAGAAAUGAAUUGGCAUUGUUUCAGUCAGUUGAGGAUUGCCCAGAAAUCGCAUCAACAGAGAAGUUGCGAUUAUCGUUUUCCAGCUGACCGGCCCUGGUUCGUUAAGAGAUUCUUUUACCACCUCGUCUCACGGUUGGACAUUUUUCUAGGUGUUUUUUUUUUCUUUUGAAGAAUUCGUUUGCGCUGAGGUGUUUUUUUUCUCUCUAAAACUGGUAUUAAUUUGCGUCUUAGUUCAAAGUGAGUUUCAUCGAGCGAGUCUGAUGAUUUACCCACGCGUUUCGUUCUGUUCAAACGAGGUAUUUUUUUUUUCGUGUGGCUGAUGGAAAGCCAUGUCACAGUGCCACGGAGAUCACGUAAUCUCGUCGAUUAUUACACAGUAUUUAUUUUCGGAUAUGUUUUGUCAUACACGUUGUGCUGGCAAGUAGAUGUUGCAAGAACGGAAUUUCUGCGGCAACUUUUCGAGACUCUCGAUGCAGAAUCAUCUUUCUAUGACGCACUUUUCGGCGCACGUUCCUUCAGUGAUCGUGUUCAGCUAAUUUAUUUUAGAAGUCUUCCCGUGAUCUGAGGAAGCUUUUACUGCAGUGUUUGGCGUCAAAUCGAUAACGUCUUGGAGAGCUUCCCGCACAACUUUUUAUGGCAUGCGGAUUUUCCGUGUUCGUUUCGCGGGCGGUUUAUCACUUUGUGUAAGGAUUUAGGAUCUGCUUUUGAAUCGUUCUGGAUCUGCUUGUGUGAGGAAACGUAAGAUCUACUGCAGACGCUGUACUCCGGUCAAACCAGGGUUUCAAUUUUUAUUUUAAAGGAAUGUGGUGUAUAAAAUCAGACCAGUGCGUGAAAUUACGACAGCGUGGUGAGAACUUUGAUGAACGUAAUGAAAGCCAUAAUUGCAUGCAUGCGUGCUUUGAUUCUUC